Carassius auratus (goldfish) is the source of this 4831-nucleotide messenger RNA. RefSeq names its product serine/threonine-protein kinase 10-like. Gene Ontology annotation, biological process: protein phosphorylation. Lineage: Eukaryota; Metazoa; Chordata; Actinopteri; Cypriniformes; Cyprinidae. Gene Ontology annotation, molecular function: protein serine/threonine kinase activity; ATP binding. The record is from RefSeq and is a predicted model, not a curated record. The transcript is spliced from 18 exons. The coding region runs from base 630 to 3560 and encodes 976 amino acids.
UUACAGGAGGCGCGCGCACGCACGCACAGGAGCACAUUUUCUCCAAACAAAAACUAUUGUGCGUUUUCACGCGUUUGGAGAGGGUUUCGCUUUUAAUCCAGGAGCGGAGGAUGUACGAUCUGUGAGGACUGAGAUUGUACCGGAGAUACGAACAUUUUAUCAGCCUUUUGUCAGACUUUAUUUAAAGAGAAAGAGAAACAACUAGAUGCUUUUACGAAAAAGAUCCAUGAAACUCUGAGGAACAACAACAACAUCAUGACUUACGUUACCUCGAAAUGAUGUAUUCAUCUCAGGAUCGCCUUUACACCCUUGCACAGAGUAGAUUAAUGCAAUUUAAUCAUUUAUUUUUAUUUUGAAAAUAUGAUUUUCUGGACUUAAGCUCUCAGAGCAAGGAAUAGCUAGAAUCAAGGAUUGUCUUUGUCUGUGCAACACACCAAUCUCUCCAGUAAUAACCCGCAAAGACGAACAUGUCAACACUGUUUCCUGAUUAGACGAGAGACUGAAUAGUAUUGGAUUGCAAUGGGGAUGCAAUAGCAGUUGCAUUGAUUUGCGCCACUUUAGACAUUAGCUGAAAUAAAUAUAUUUUUGUCAACCGACCAGAGAAAGAGAGAGACCCGUGCGAUCUGGCUAUGUCCUUCUUUAAUUUCCGAAAAAUCUUUAAACUGGGCGCAGAGAAGAAGAAGAAACAAUAUGAUCAUGUGCACAGGGACACAAAUCCGGAGGAAAUCUGGGAGAUUGUGGGAGAACUGGGGGAUGGAGCCUUCGGAAAGGUGUUCAAGGCUCAAAACAAGCAGACAGGCAUUUUUGCUGCUGCAAAGGUGAUUGACACCAAAACUGAAGAUGAGCUGGAGGACUACAUGGUGGAGAUCGACAUCUUGGCGUCAUGUGAUCAUCACAAUAUUGUCAAGCUGCUUGACGCGUUUUACUACGAGAGCAAACUGUGGAUCCUGAUCGAGUUCUGCGCCGGCGGAGCCAUUGAUGCUGUCAUGCUCGAGUUGGAAAGGCCUCUGACGGAGCCGCAGAUCAGGGUGGUUUGUAAGCAGACUCUGGAUGCUCUGCAGUAUCUGCAUGACAACAAGGUGAUCCACAGAGACCUGAAGGCUGGAAACAUCCUGCUCACCCUCGACGGAGACGUCAAACUGGCUGACUUUGGAGUGUCUGCCAAGAACACAAAGACCAUCCAGCGAAGAGACUCCUUCAUUGGAACCCCCUACUGGAUGGCUCCAGAGGUUGUGAUGUGCGAGACGUCUAAGGACAGGCCGUAUGACUAUAAGGCUGAUAUUUGGUCUCUAGGAAUCACUCUGAUCGAGCUGGCCCAGAUCGAACCGCCCAACCAUGAGAUGAACCCAAUGAGAGUUCUGCUCAAGAUCGCCAAAGCUGAGCCGCCUACUCUCCAGCAGCCUUCAAAAUGGUCUCCUAAGUUUAAUGACUUCCUGAAACAUGCGCUGGAUAAGAACGUGGACAACAGGUGGAGCACAGCACAACUUCUUCAGCACCCGUUUGUGAGUAGCGUGACUGACAGCCGACCCCUGCGGGAGCUCAUCGCUGAGGCCAAGGCAGAGGUUACAGAGGAGAUCGAGGACCUGAAGGAGGAAGAGGAGGAAGAAGAUCUGCUGCUUCGUGGACACAAACGCGCACCGUCUGACGCUAGCAUUGGAAGCUCUGAAGACGAGAAGCUUCCUCAGUCGCCAUCCACAUUGGAGUCUGUUCCUGAGAAGAUUGAAGAGGCCUCUACAGCCAAACCGCCAGAUGAUAAUGUUACAACUGGAAUAAAGAAGGAAGAAGAACCUCUGAAGGUGGGUGAGAACCACAUUGAGGAUGUAGCAGAACCUGGAUCUAAGGAACAAGGUGUGGAAGUAUCUCCAAAGGAAUCUCAAGAACCCAAAGCUGAAGUGGAGCCUGUAAAACCAGAGACUCCUGCUGAUACAGUAGUCCCAACAGAGGAGCAAAGAGCCAAACCUGAUGGAGAGAUACUGGAAGGGGAAAAGGAGGUGGUGGGCAAUGGUGAACUCAUAAAGGAAGCGUCUGCAUCAGACAUUUCUUCAUUGGAGACACCAACAGAACCUGAUGGACCUAUUCCAACAUCUCCAUUGAAAGAAGAAGAGAGUGUUGAGGAAAAGGAGAAACCUGAACUGGUGGAGAAACCAAGCCCAGUGAAGCCCAGGUAUGUGAAGAAGGAGGACUCCGACUCUGGGAUCAGUUCUUCAGCUGACAACAGCAGCAUAGACCUGAACUUAUCCAUCUCCAGCUUUAUUAGCAAAUCCAAGGAGCCAGGAACCAUCUCUCAGCAGGACAAAAAGAGACAGAAAAAGACUCUGAAAAAGACUCGCAAGUUCGUUGUGGAUGGUGUGGAAGUCAGCGUAACAACGUCCAAGAUCAUCACAGACAAUGACACCAAAAGUGAGGAGAUGCGAUUCCUCAGGCGUCAGGAGCUGAGGGAACUCAGACUUCUUCAGAAAGAGGAGCAGAGAGCCCAGCAGCAGCUCAGCAACAAACUCCAGCAGCAGAGAGAGCAGAUCUACAAACGCUUCGAACAGGAAGUCACGAGUAAGAAGCGUCAGUAUGAUACGGAGGUGGAGAAUAUGGAGCGGCAGCAGAAACAGACCAUUGAGCGUCUGGAGCAGGAUCACACCGAGCGCCUCAGAGACGAGGCCAAACGCAUUAAAGCAGAGCAGGACAAAGAGCUUUCCAAGUUUCAGAGUACACUCAAGAACCGCAAGAAAGAGGAGCAGGAGUUUCUUCAGAAGCAGCAGCAGGAUCUGGACAGCUCUCUGAAGAAGAUCAUCCAGCAGCACAAACAUGAGCUGGCCACUAUUGAGAGAGACUGUCUCAACAACAAGCAGCAGCUCCUGAGAGCCCGAGAAGCCGCUAUGUGGGAGCUGGAAGAGCGCCACCUACAGGAAAAACACCAGCUGCACAAACAGCAGUUGAAAGACCAGUACUUCAUGCAACGACACCAGCUGCUUAAAAGACACGAGAAGGAAAUGGAGCAGAUGCAUCGGUAUAUCCAGCGUCUGAUAGAGGAGAUGAAGAACAAACAGACGCAGGAGAAGACCAGACUGCCAAAGAUCCAGCGCAGUGAUGCAAAGACCCGCAUGGCCAUGUUCAAAAAGAGCCUGCGCAUCACGACCACAGGGGUCACGCCAGAAGUGGAACGUGAGCGGGUCAAACAGUUUGCAGCGCAGGAGGAGCAGAGACAAAGGAACGAGCGUCACCAUCAACAACAGAAGCAUGAGACUCAGAUGAGAGACCUGCAGACGCAGUGCGACGCCAACCUCCGAGAACUACAGCAGCUGCAGAAUGAGAAGUGCCAUCUGUUGAUUGAGCAUGAGACUCAGAAGCUGAAGGAGCUGGAUGAGGAGCACAGCGCAGAGCUCAAGGACUGGAGAGAGAAACUCAGACCCCGCAAGAAGGCCCUUGAGGAAGAGUUCACCCGUAAGCUACAGGAACAGGAAAUGUUCUUUAAAAUGAGCGGGGAGUCUGCAUGCCUUAACCCCUCCACCCAGAGCCGGAUCUCAAAGUUCUACCCCGUCCCGAGUGUCCACUCCACUGGGUUUUAACGCACACGUUCACACUAAAGAGCACAGAGAUGCUAAACCGCAUUGUGACUGAACCUCGGCUGCCUUGCUCCCUCUGAUCGCUGACGUCAGGCCGAAACUAAGGAGGGACUUCGCUGUUCCAGUAAUAUACAGAGGAGUUUUUGCUUUUAUUAUUUUUAUUUAAUCUUUAAUAGUGGAUUUUCAGUGUGGUUUCCCUAAACAUUUCAGCAAUGGUUCAUGAAAGAAAAUGUGAUUCUGUAUGCCACUAAAUAGCUUUUUUUCUCUCUCAAAUCAUUGGUCUCGGUGUCUUAAUGUUGUGAUUUAACUUACUGUGAUAUUUUAGGAUUAUAUCUGCAUAAUGGAAUGACUGUUCAACUUCAGGCUAAUUUGCGUGCACUACACUAAGCAAAUGAUUUAACUAAAUCUGAAUCAAAAUUUAAAUAAUCUGAACCAUAAUAAAAUGUUUUUACAUUUUUGAUGACAAUUCUAAUGAAGUUUAAAUGAACAUUAUUUAAAGGCAAAUACGCAUUGCCUUUUUGAGCUUUGUAUAUCAUAAUAUGGAUCUAUAGGAUUUAUAGUAGCAGCAAUAUUAAUUUCUUAGAGAUGUUUGAGCAUAUCAGCCACACUGUAUGCAAAUAUCCUGACAUCACUGUGGUUUAAGCUGUGAUUUGCACUUGCACUGCUAUGCAAUGUGAUCAUGUAGACUAAUUAAAUCAUCUCAACAUAUUUCUGUGAACUUCAAAGCAAGAGAGCUCAAUCUCUUCAUACUGUCCAUACUACUUAUGAAAAAGAAACAAAUGGUUUUUCAAUUACAUGCGUUUUAGUUCACCCAGAUAUCACUACAAUGCAUUAGUGUAGUUUUCAGUAAAAUUGUGUAGAAGAUGAUGUGCCCUGUAAACCAUACUUUAAUCAGACAGAUGUUAUUUUAUUCUUGUAUACACAUGUAGCACAUUUUUGUAGUAAUAGUUUUCUUUUCAUCUCAACUGUUAACAUACAGUUCAAAAUGUUUUCUGCGUUUACAUUUGUGCAGUGCUCUGUAAAAACUGAACAAAACAAUAUUUCAAAUCUGUGAAAAGACUAAAUGUAUCUGACUGUACAGAGAGUGCUGUGCACCUUCAGAUGAAGCAUUCAUGAUGCCUCUUUGCAUUUUGACUUUGAGUUUGUCUUGAUUUUAUUUUUAAGCAUUAUAAACUUGUGAGGUGAAGUUAGCAGUUGUAUGUACUGUUUUGUGUCAAAGAUCAAAGCAUUGUGAUUAUAGGAAGCUGCUGUGAUUAAAACAUUUGUGGUGAAUA